Tricharina praecox is the source of this 4074-nucleotide messenger RNA. RefSeq names its product histidine phosphatase superfamily-domain-containing protein. Gene Ontology annotation, biological process: inositol metabolic process; inositol phosphate biosynthetic process. The coding region runs from base 1 to 4074 and encodes 1357 amino acids. The transcript has 9 exons. The record is from RefSeq and is a predicted model, not a curated record. NCBI's taxonomy places the organism in Eukaryota, Fungi, Ascomycota, Pezizomycetes, Pezizales, Pyronemataceae. Gene Ontology annotation, cellular component: cytosol. Gene Ontology annotation, molecular function: 5-diphosphoinositol pentakisphosphate 1-kinase activity; metal ion binding; ATP binding.
AUGGCGUCGCUUCCGGUGUCCACACCAGGUUUCAGACCUCGCGCCUCUUCAUCCUCCUCGCACACGUUUUCUCACAGUCUCCCACGGUCGAGUAAGGUUCUGCUACCUUCAUCCGAUAGUCAAUCGAUAUCCCUCUCCACCGGCACAGCAACAGUCGAGAAGUCGACAACGUUAGCCACGAUAUCUACCCCAGCUGCAGGAGCUGCUGUCGAGCGAGCCAUCACUACCAGAGCUCCGGCCAUGUUCUCCUCUUCGCCUAGCGAAGCCUCAAGCUAUCCCGGCAAUCGGACAUCGAUGGUGUCUUUGGCAAGCACCACCGUCUCGAACUCGCCACAGUCUCAGAAUUCCUCGGUAGUCAAUCUAGAAGGGCAGAGCUCCAUGCACAUGCUCGGGACGUCCCCAGAUAGCCAGAGCUUCACAUCCGAGUACCACAACGGACAGGGCCGAAAGCGAAGACCGUCGGUGGCGGCGAUAGCAACGGUUGCCACGUCUCCCGUCAACGUGAUAUCGAACCCAACGACCGCGCGGACGUCGACGCACGAAGGGAUGGGCGUACAAGUAGUGGAGGCACCACAUUCCCAGCGAUCACGGUCGGCGAUGUCGCGACAAGAAGGUCCCCAGUCAGUUGGAUCGCCGAAAACAUCGAUGUCAAGCUCCCCCAACAACAAACGGACGUCGGCCUCGUCCGCGACUGCUUCGACUGCUGCCGCCGAAGCUCAAGAAAAAGCGCGAAAGUCGAAGGUGAUCGGGCGGAUCGGAGUGUGUGCUUUGGAUGCGAAAGCGCGAAGUAAGCCGUGUCGAACGAUCCUGAACCGGUUGAUUGAAAAUGGCGAGUUCGAAACGGUGAUUUUUGGUGACAAGGUCAUUUUCGAUGAAGCUGUCGAAAACUGGCCUACCUGUGAUUUUCUGAUAUCUUUCUUUUCCACUGGAUUCCCACUCGAUAAAGCAAUCUCUUACGUACAAUUGCGCAAGCCAUACUGCGUCAAUGAUCUACAGAUGCAGCAGGUCCUUUGGGACCGGCGGCUAGUUCUUCGCAUUUUGGACUCGAUCAACGUUCCGACACCUAAGCGCAUCGUUGUGUCACGCGAUGGUGGCGAAUGGAAGAUGCCGCAGAGGGUUGAACUUAGUGAGGACGGCGAGACUUUAAUCGUAGACAACAAGACGCUCAAGAAGCCUUUCGUCGAGAAGCCAACGAGCGGCGAGGACCAUAAUAUCAACAUCUACUUUGCCGGUGGUAUUGGUGGACGGAGACUCUUCCGCAAAGUUGGCAACAAGUCUUCUGAGUAUGAUCCAAAUCUGAACCAGCCACGAACGGAUGGAUCCUUCGUCUACGAGCAGUUCAUGGACGUCGAUAACUGCGAGGAUGUCAAAGCGUACACCGUGGGGCCCGACUACUGCCACGCCGAAACACGAAAGUCGCCGGUGGUGGAUGGUCUGGUUCGCCGCAAUCAGCAUGGAAAGGAGAUCCGAUUCGUUACGCAGCUCGCCAAAGACGAGGCUAGUAUGGCUUCACGAAUCUGCGAAGCUUUCGGACAGGCUGUUUGUGGCUUUGAUCUUUUGAGAGCCCACGGCAAGAGUUACGUGAUAGACGUCAACGGGUGGAGCUUCGUCAAAGACAACAAUCCUUAUUACGACGCAUGUGCAUCAAUUCUUCGGAAGACGUUUAUCGCGCACAUGCAGGCUUCGCCCUCGCAAUCAUCAUCUAAUGGCACACCUGCAGUUGGGGGUGAGGAGGUGAAGCAACCGCCCACUGCCCCGCAGCACAGUUGGAAGCUGAAGGGUAUGGUUGCCGUUCUCAGACACGCGGACAGAACGCCGAAACAGAAGUUUAAGUUUACUUUCCACUCCCAGCCAUUCAUCGAUCUCCUGAAAGGCCACAAGGAAGAGGUCAUCCUCAUUGAGGAAGGACUGCAGGAUGUGGUCAUAGCCACCCAGAAGGCCAUCGAUCUGAAGUCGGAGGAUGGUGACAAGCUCGCACAGCUAAAAAAUGCGCUGGAUAAGAAGAUGGGGUUUGCAGGUACUAAAGUCCAAAUCAAGCCGAUGUAUCUGAAGCACCCCAACCCGGCGGAUAUUCCAAGUAAUCCAGAGGACCCUUCCGAGACACAUACCACUGUCUCUAAUCGGGGAUCUCCGGAGCUUGAUAAGUUGCAGCUUAUCAUCAAAUGGGGAGGAGAACCCACACAUUCGGCCCGCUACCAGAGUCAAGAUCUGGGCGAGUCUUACCGCAAGGAUCUACUGCUGAUGAACCGAGAUGCCCUCGACGAUGUCUCUGUUUUCACCAGCUCUGAAAGGAGGGUCAGCACCAGUGCACAAAUAUGGACCGCCUCUUUCCUGAACAAAAAACUAGAUGACGAUUUCGUGGCCAUCCGCAAAGACCUGCUGGAUGACUCCAAUGCUGCUAAGGAUGAAAUGGACAAAGUCAAGAAGAAGCUUAAGUCGCUCCUUCGCAAAGGCUCCAAAGCACCACCACAGUUUGCAUGGCCGAAGGAUAUGCCAGAACCCUGGAUCGUGAUGCGCAAAGUAAUCGAGCUGAUGACCUUCCACCGGUUGGUGAUGAACCAAAACUUCGCCCGCUUCGCGACGCAAUCCCUUGGGUACUCCAACGGCGGCGGUGGGUCUUCAACCGGCUCCAUCAAGGAGCGAGAUCCCACCUCACUCGACGGAAUCCAAAGCCGCUGGUGCUGUGGCGAGGACCCUGCCCUGUUUCGUGAGCGUUGGGAAAAGCUUUUCGUCGAGUUCUGCGACUCGGAGAAGGUUGACCCAGGAAAGAUCUCGGAGCUCUACGAUACCAUGAAGUACGAUGCCCUCCACAACCGUGCGUUCCUCGAGAACAUCUUUCUACCGCCGACCUCCAUGCUGUCCCAGGAAUUGUUGGAGCGCGAGGGCUCGGCGGUUGAAGAUUGGGACGAUGGCAGUAGCGGCGGCUGGACGGAUAGCAACAAACGCACGUCGAUGACUGGCCCGCCGCUCGACUAUGAGCGCGAAAUCCGCGAGCAGCAGCCACCUCCGCAGAAGGAAGAAACGCGCAAGCUCGAGAGACUCAGGCGCGCGCGCAGAAGCUUCAUUUACUCGGCAGUCGAUACCCCCCGCCCCUCGGUCAGCGAGGAGGCGGGCAGGAAGUACCUCAUGUCCACCGGCAAGACCAAGGCAAAAGCCGACGCGCGCCUGGUGAAGCUGCGGGAGCUGUAUCGCUACGCCAAAGUGCUGUUUGACUUCGUCUCACCCCAAGAAUACGGCAUAACCAACGACGAAAAACUCGAAAUCGGCCUCCUCACCAGCCUUCCCCUGCUAAAACAAAUCGUCAAAGACCUGGAAGCCGUCCAAGCCGCUUCACACGCCAAAUCAUUCGUGUAUUUCACCAAAGAAUCGCACAUCUACACGCUGCUGAACUGCAUAAUCGAGGGCGGGAUCCCGAUCAAGAUGGAGCGCAACGCGAUCCCGGAGCUCGACUACCUCACACAGAUCUCCUUCGAGCUAUACGAAUCCGAAUCAAAACUCGAACCCGGCGAGAGCGAGGGCGACCCUAAUAAGAGCGCGUAUGCCAUCCGCGUCGCGAUCAGCCCUGGCUGCCACUCCAGCGAUCCAUUGGAUAUGCAGCUCGAUAGCAAACAUUGCAUAGGCUGUAAUCCGAAAAAGUCCCUCACGAGCCACCUCGAUUGGAAGUAUGUCGUCAAUACGCUUAGGGAGAAGUUUCAUAGGGUUAAGCUGCCGAAACACUUUAUUCCUAUUAAUUUGGGCGAGGCGACGAAGGAGGUUGUUGAGGUUGAGGCGGAGGCGGGGAAGGAGGUGAAGGAGGAGGUGACGAAGGAGGAGGUGACGAAGGAGGAGGUGACGAAGGAGGAGGUGACGAAGGAGGAGCUGGUGGUGGGUGAGGCGGAAGGGGCGAAGGAGGAUGGUGCUGUGACCGAGGUGAAGGAGGAGAAGACCGAGGAGAAGAACGAGGCUCCUCUGGCGGCAGAGACCGAGAACAAGAACAAGACCGAGAACGAGAACGAGCCAGCCGUAGCGGCGGCGGCGGUGGCGGACGAGUGUGCGAUCGAAGACGACGAGCCGGAUAGCGUGGCCGUAACGUAG